This is a messenger RNA of Corylus avellana, 1407 nucleotides long. RefSeq names its product 2-alkenal reductase (NADP(+)-dependent)-like. NCBI's taxonomy places the organism in Eukaryota, Viridiplantae, Streptophyta, Magnoliopsida, Fagales, Betulaceae. Gene Ontology annotation, molecular function: oxidoreductase activity, acting on the CH-CH group of donors, NAD or NADP as acceptor. The record is from RefSeq and is a predicted model, not a curated record.
UUGUACAUAUAUAUGAUCUAGCAUUACUCUCUAUACUGAGCCUCAAUUGGAACAGAGAGAUUUGGUGGUGACAAUGGAAGUGAGCAACAAUUACAUAACAAUAAAAACUCAUAUUAAUGGUGAGCCGAAAGAGUCCGACUUUGAGCUCAAGACUGCAACUCUUGCUCUCUCAGUUGAACCUGGGUCCUAUGACGUCAUAGUGAAGAAUCUCUAUGUCUCCGUUGACCCAUACCAGAUCAACCGCAUGAAGACUCACAGCUCCUCUCAGAAAGCAGUAACUGCUUCACGUCGGAUAACCCCCGGGGAGGUUGUUGAUGCGUAUGGUGUGGCCAAAGUUGUGGCUUCUGGGAAUCCCAAGUUUGAGAAGGAUGAGUUGGUUGUCGGGAGGAUUGGUUGGGAAGAACACAGUGUAAUUAAAGAAGAAAACCUGAUAAAUAAAUUGGAUCCCAUGGGAUUUCCACUCACUUACCAUGUUGGAGUUCUAGGGACUAGUGGAUUGACAGCCUAUGCUGGAUUUUUUGAAGUGUGCAAACCCAAAAAGGGUGAGAAAGUAUUUGUGUCUGCAGCUUCUGGAUCGGUUGGAAAUUUGGUUGGACAGUAUGCCAAACUGUUUGGUUGCUAUGUCGUUGGUUGUGCUGGAAGCAAGCAAAAGGUAGAGUUGCUAAAAGAAAAGCUGGGAUUUGAUGAUGCAUUCAACUACAAGGAACAAACAGAUUUGAAGUCAGCUUUGAAAAGGUACUUCCCAGAUGGAAUCGACAUAUACUUCGACAAUGUGGGGGCUGAGAUGCAGGAAGCAGCAGUUGCCAACAUGAAUGCCUUCGGUAGAGUUGCUGUUUGUGGGGUAAUAUCCGAGUACACGGAUGCUGGGAAGCGAGCGGCUCCAGAUAUGAUAGACGUUGUGUACAAGAGAAUCACAAUCCGAGGUUUUUUGAUAGUUGAUCAUAUGAAUGUGUAUGCAGAUUUUAUAUCAACCACCUCGGAUCAAAUUCGUAGAGGGGACAUGCAGGUAAUUGAAGACAUUGCAACCGGUUUGGAGAACAUCCCCUCUGCUUUCAUUGGACUCUUUCGGGGUGACAACAUUGGAAAAAGAAUUGUUAAGAUUGCAGAGGAGUGAAUGGGAAGAAAAAACUUGCCAUAUAACUUGGUAAUGCGUCUGUAAAUAUUAGCCUUUGAAUCAAUGGCUGAUUUUCGCAAAAAACUAUAUAUUUUGCUUGAUUAGUGAACUGAAAUGAACGUAUUCUAUUGAUCAUUUGUAGUUAUUGUGGAUGGUAAUUGUCCCUGCUAGCAAUAAUUACACUAACGAUUUCAAGACACAAUUAUCAAGCACUGUCAGAGUAACCAAACAGAUAAUAAGAAAGAAAUAAAGCAGUAGGAUUCAUGUUUUGAGAAUGGUUAACUAAUUAAUCA